Molecule: messenger RNA, 1096 nt
Organism: Ectocarpus sp. CCAP 1310/34
Lineage: Eukaryota; Phaeophyceae; Ectocarpales; Ectocarpaceae
Source: the annotation of a GenBank genome assembly
CCAACAUCCGCUUCUGACCGGGGUGCCGGGAACGGAGGUCCACUUCUUCGAUCGCAAUCCCUAUACGUACCCAAGCGUCGGUGAGUGGACGGGGAAUACUGGUGAUGCGAGAAGACAACAGCUGCCUGUGUCGGCGCUCGGAGAAGUGCUCCAGCUCUACUCCAAUGCUACCAUGAGAACAGAUAGAUUGGCGCACCUGAUGAACUUGAGGAGGCUGGAGUAACCGUUACUGUGAACUCGUCUCCAAUGUACGUCUUCUACCCGCUGGCGCCGUACCGCAUGAAGAUGGUGCAGCCCCACGCCAGGCUAGUGGUAAUUCUCAAAGAUCCCACGGCAAGAUACUUUUCGCACGCCCGGAUGACGAUGUGCGGAAAGAUCGACGAGUCCAAACCGAAAACAUCCGUGAACUAUCGGCUGAGAGCGUUUCAUGCUCCCGGGCGAGCAGCUGGAUACCUCAAUCGGGGCACAGACAAGGUCGAGAGGUAUGCACCACUCUGCCGCGGGGUGAACGCGGAGCCGGGCGAUCUUGCGAAAUGCUUCAUGGCGAUAAACGGGCAGAACCCGUUGUUGAGGGGACUGUACGCAGACCAGCUGGAGCGAUGGUUCGCGGUGUUUUCUCGAUCACAGAUACUCGUGAUCGACUCUUCGGAGCUGUAUCGUGACUUCCUCCCAACGCUGGAGAGGGCUGCGAGGCACUUGGGGCUGCCGCCACACGACUUCUACUACAACUCCGACUUCCAGCACAGCACCGGCGCUUGCAAGGAAAACCGCCCCCAGUUCUUCGGCGAGGAUGGGAGAUACAAGAAGAUGCUCGAGCAGGAGCAACUUUUCCGAGACUGGUAUAGACCUCACAACGAGCGCCUCUACUCCCUCAUCGGCAAAGAUUUUAAGUGGGACUAGGUCGGCUCCGUCGCGCGCAGCAUGAAACGCGGUGCGACGGUGGCCGGCGUGCACUAUAGAGUAGAAACACCGUCAACGGGCGUUGAGAGAUAUUCAACGAUUGGCGGUCAAAAGGGUUUACCUUCUGCGAGGAUGUUGGCCUCUCUCUGUCGCUCGCUGGAAGAGCCCGAUGAUGUCCUCAUGCAACCGAUAUUCG